Messenger RNA from Fusarium verticillioides 7600, 657 nucleotides. RefSeq lists its product as hypothetical. The record is from RefSeq and is a predicted model, not a curated record. The transcript has a single exon. NCBI's taxonomy places the organism in Eukaryota, Fungi, Ascomycota, Sordariomycetes, Hypocreales, Nectriaceae. Gene Ontology annotation, cellular component: nucleus. The coding region runs from base 1 to 657 and encodes 218 amino acids. Gene Ontology annotation, biological process: positive regulation of transcription from RNA polymerase II promoter by galactose. Gene Ontology annotation, molecular function: RNA polymerase II cis-regulatory region sequence-specific DNA binding; DNA-binding transcription factor activity, RNA polymerase II-specific.
AUGAGGCAAUCUGAAACUUAUGAACAGCUUAUCUAUGGUCCGACAUCGAGAUCUGUGCUCCUACAGACUCUACAGGAUCUACUUAAUCAUCUGGUUCAACGACGUACCAAUUCCUCCAGACAUGAAGUUCCGAGUCUUGGGACUUUUACUAAAAGAACUACUUUCUUUGGCACGCCGUCAAGAGUCGACGCCCUCUUACUUCCCUAUCAGCAACAAAUGGAAGAUAUUCUUAUGGAGUCUACAGCUGUUACAUUCCUGCAAGCUUUUGAGAAUUAUUCUUCUCAUGCUUUACCGUUCAUUAACAUCGAUAAGACUCGUGUGUUAUUGGAUAGUCUCCGUAACGCUGGACCUAGCGAUAUAUCGCCACGAGACAAAGCUCUACUACUUACAAUACUCGCCAUCAGCGCACUGGGCACAUCUGAAACCGAUACCACGGAGGCCCUCUUGAUAUAUGCUAAGCGUGAGGUAGCCCUGUUUGACGAUGCAGCAACAUUAUUAAUAGUUCAUUUCUGCCUCUUGAUGUCAGAUUACCAGCUCAACAUGGGACGCUCUAAUGCUGCGUACUUGCAGUUCUGUUCAGCUUGCGCCAAAGCUAUGUCUAUGGGUUUACAUAUUCAGGGUGGUAGUGAUGCAGUGGAGGAUGGGCAUCAAGUCUAG